Molecule: messenger RNA, 1617 nt
Organism: Suncus etruscus (white-toothed pygmy shrew)
Lineage: Eukaryota; Metazoa; Chordata; Mammalia; Eulipotyphla; Soricidae
Gene: THUMPD1
Product: THUMP domain containing 1
Exons: 4
Coding region: 37-1074 (345 amino acids)
Biological process (GO): tRNA modification
Molecular function (GO): RNA binding
Source: RefSeq, a predicted model, not a curated record
GAAGCACGUUUCUGCUUCCCCGAGCGCUCCAGAAGCAUGGCGACCCCCGUGGAGCAGCCUCCCCAGCCUGGCGGGAAGCGCAAAGGCAAAGCCCAGUACGUGCAGGCUAAGCGGGCGCGGCGCUGCGAGGGAGGCGGGCCUCGGCAGCUGGAGCCCGGGCUCCAGGGCAUUCUUAUCACCUGCAACAUGAACGAGCGCAAGUGCGUGGAGGAGGCCUACAGCCUGCUGAACGAGUACGGCGACGACAUGUACGGCCCCGAAAAGUUUAUAGACAAAGACCAGCAGCCUUCAGCAAGUGAGGGAGAAGAUGACGACGAUGUGGAGGCAGCUUUGAAGAAAGAAGUUGGUGACAUUAAGGCAUCUACAAAAAUGAGGCUAAGAAGAUUUCAGUCAGUGGAAAGUGGAGCAAAUAAUGUUGUUUUUAUCAGGACCCUUGGGAUAGAGCCUGAGAAACUGGUGCAUCAUAUCCUCCAGGACAUACACAAAACCAAGAAGAAGAAGACUCGGGUCAUUCUGCGAAUGUUGCCCAUCUCAGGCACAUGCAAGGCUUUCUUAGAAGACAUGAAAAAAUAUGCUGAAACAUUUUUGGAACCCUGGUUCAAAGCUCCAAACAAAGGGACUUUUCAGAUUGUAUACAAGUCUCGAAAUAAUAGUCAUAUGAGUAGAGAAGAAGUUAUCAAAGAGUUGGCAGGAAUAGUAGGCAGCCUCAAUUCAGAAAAUAAAGUGGAUCUUACCAAUCCACAAUACACAGUGGUAGUAGAAAUCAUUAAAGCUGUCUGUUGCCUGAGUGUUUUGAAAGAUUACAUGUUAUUCAGAAAGUACAAUCUCCAGGAGGUAGUAAAGAGUGGUAAGGAACCAUCACAGCUUAAUUCAAAGCAGACGGUGCAAGCAGGAAAUGGGAAUGAAGCAGAAUUGGAAUCUGGUGACAAAUCAAGUCAGAGUGACUCAGCAGAUGGAAAAAAGAGCCAGCAGAUGACAACAGAGAAUACGACAAAAUCAGUGUCUGAGACCACUGUGGCAAAUAAACCUGAACUUGUAACUCAAGCUACAGAAGAUGAAAAGGACCCCAAGUGAGAAAAAAAAAAAUGUGUAGUUGGGAGGGAGGUUUCCCAACAGUUCUAUGAGAUGUUGCUGGAGUUCUCUAUAAAUACUGUUACUGAAAAUAAUUGUUUUUGAACUUAGUUUGCUGCAUAUGCAGUACUCACAAAAGGUGAACCAUGAAUAAGCAGUCCUGUUAACAGUUUUUUUUUGAGAUCUUUCAGCCCUGAUUAACAGCAUGCAGUUGGCCCUUUAGCUAGGGAAAACUAAUUGGUGACCACUUGAGAAAAAAAAACAAAACAAAAAAACAAACAAAAAAAAACCCCUCUGAAUUAGAAACUUGAGAGGCAAAUUUUUAUUCUAAGGAAGGAAUUUAGGGUGGGGCAGUUUACACCCGGUGAUUCUCAGAGGUUGCUCCUGCCUCUGCACUCAGGGAUUGUUCCUGGUGUGCUUGGGAGACCAUGUGGGUUGCUAGGGAGUGAACCCAGGUUGAUUGUGUGCAAUGCAAGUCCCCUACCCACUGUAGUAUUGUUCCAACCCCAGUAAUUUUUGUUUUUAAGGACAAAUUUUUACUUACCA